AUGGGGACGACUUGCGUCCAUCAAAUUGGUUAUUUCUUCAUCAUCCUCUUCACCUUUGUGCUUAUGGAUCUGUGCAAUUGUAGCGGAAGCAACAACAUGGGGGUUUGCAAGGAGAGGGAGAUGCUAGCACUAUUGUGCUUCAAGAACGAGUUUGAAGAUCCAAUGAAUCGACUCUCCUCUUGGGUUGAUGGAGUUGAUUGUUGCACCAAAUGGGAGGGAGUUGUGUGCCACAAUGUAACCGGUCAUGUUGUUCAACUCCGGCUAACAAAUCCCAACUUUGAUUUUGAGUUUGAUCAUCUUCCAAAAGGUACACUCAGCCCUUGCUUACUAGAGUUGAAACAAUUACAUCACCUUGAUCUUAGUGGCCUUUAUAAAUAUUUUAGUGGAUCUCGAAUCCCUAAUUUCAUAGGAUCUUUUGCAAACUUGCAAUAUCUUGAUUUAUCCCGUUUGGGAUUUCAAGGGAUGAUUCCACCUCAACUUGGAAACCUUACAAGUUUGCACACUUUAAUUUUGCAAUCAAACUUUGAUUAUUCAAGUGAUAGUAGUCUCAUAAAAACUAAUAGUCUUGACUGGUUAACCAAUCUUUCAAAUCUACGAUUAUUGGACUUGAGUUAUGUUAAUCUCAGCAUGACACAUAAUUGGUUAGAGACAAUUAAUAUGCUUCCUUCCUUGCGUGAGCUUCAUUUAUCUCAUUGUGAUCUGCCUAAAUUAUCUCAGUCACUUCGACUUCUAAACAAUUCUUUACUUGAAGUCCUUGAUCUUUCCUUUAAUGAGUUCAACACUGUUGUUCCUAAAUGGAUUUUCAAUCUCAAUAACCUUGUUUCUCUUGAUCUAACAUUUUCUGGUUUUCUAAGUCCACUCCCUGAUGUUCCUUGGAACUUGACAUCCAUUAUCACUCUUAACAUCAGUCGUAAUUAUGGAAUGAUUGGUUCAUUGCCUAGUCAAUUGUUUCGUCUUAGUGGUUUGAUAUCUCUUAACUUAAGAGAUAAUCAAUUUCAAGGUCCCUUGCCCAAUGGUCCUUGGAACUUGACAUCUCUUAGUGUUCUUGACAUCUCCGGAAAUAAUUUGAAUGGUUCAUUACCCAAUCAAUUGUUUGGUCUUAGUCACUUGGUAUCUCUGGAUAUAAGUUCCAAUCAAUUGCAAGACCCUUUACCCACUGGUUUUUCAAACUUGACUUUCCUUAAAAAUUUGGAUGCUUCUGGUAACCGCAUGAAUUGCCGCAUACCAAAUCGGAUUUACGAUUGGACUAAUCUAGAGUCACUUCGUCUUAGUGACAACCAAUUGCAGGGAACCAUUUCAAAUUCUAUUUCCAAUUUGACAUCUUUGUCUGCCCUUUAUCUCCUUGGGAAUAUGCUUACGGGAGAGAUACCAAAGCAAAUUGGGAAUCUCAGCAAGCUGCAAGUUCUUUCUCUCUCUGGAAAUAUGCUUACGGGAGAGAUACCAAAGCAAAUUGGGAUACUCAGCAAGUUACAAGGUCUUGAUCUUGCAAGAAACAGGUUAUGCGGACCUCUUCCUGAGAAUUUGGGGUAUUCAUUUCCAAUGAUUGAAAGGUUGGACAUUUCAGAUAACAAGUUGGAAGGCAUAGUGACAGAAAAUCACUUUGUUAAUCUCACAAAGUUAACCGGUUUAGAUGCAUCUGGAAAUAGAUUAACCAUGCGUGUCAAUCCAAACUGGACACCUCCAUUCCAACUUGAUUGGCUUGAUCUAAGUGGCUGGAAUUUGGGUCCUCAGUUUCCUCUUUGGUUGCAAUCUCAACAUCAAAUUUCUGAGGUGGACAUUUCUAAUGCUGGAAUAGAGGGUGAGCUUCCAACUUGGUUAUGGAACUUUUCUUCUCAAAUUCUAUUAGUUAAUGUUUCACACAAUCAACUGCGAGGUCAACUUCAAAACAUAUCAUUUCACCCAACUAGAGAGAUGGGUAUGGGUUUAUUAGUGUAUUUGGGUUCUAACCAAUUUAGUGGUCCCUUACCUCAUAUCUCUAGUCACAUAACUGAGCUAGACUUGUCAAACAAUUAUUUCUCAGGAGAUGUCUCCGACUUCUUAUGUCAUGCACAAAAUAUGUCAAAUAACCUUCGAAUACUUCAUUUGGGAAGAAAUGCUUUAUCUGGAGAAAUUCCUGACUGUUGGAUGCAUUGGCCACACUUGAGAGUAUUAUAUAUGAAGGAAAACAAAUUGGUUGGAAGCAUACCAAAUUCCAUUGGGCUUUUGAAUAUGUUGGAAUCUUUAGAUGUGCACAAGAACAUGCUUUCAGGCCAUAUACCUCCAUCGUUGCAAAACUGCACCUAUCUAUUUAAAAUUGAUAUGGGUGACAAUGGAUUCACUGGGAAAGUCCCAAGAUGGUUGGGGACUAGUUUCUCAUAUUUAACAAUCUUAAGUCUUCGAUCAAAUAAGUUUUAUGGUGAAUUGCCUCUAGAGUUCUGCCAUCUCACAUCCCUUCGCAUUUUAGACAUUUCCAAUAAUCACUUCUCUGGUUUGAUACCUAGGUGUCUUAAAAAUUUCACUGCAAUGAUCAAUGAAGAGGAUUUUUCCGAUGCAGAAUUUCAAAUGAGUUAUUCAUUUUAUGCAAAUGACUUCGGUGAAAGUGCUCUAGUUACAACAAAAGGACUUGAGUAUGAGUAUGCUUCUCUCCCUCAAUUAUUGUUUGCUGAAAUGGAUCUUUCAAGUAACAAUUUCACUGGGGACAUUCCAAUUGACUUGACCAAUCUUUCGAGAUUGAGAUCCUUGAACUUAUCAAGAAACAAUUUGACUGGAAAUAUCCCUACGGAAAUGGGGAACAUGAAGUUAUUAGAAUCACUUGAUCUUUCAAGAAAUCAACUUUUUGGAAAAAUUCCAUCAAGUUUCUCAAGUUUGUGCAGUCUAGGUGUUUUGGACUUGUCUUAUAACAACCUCUUCGGAAAGAUACCUUCAGGUACUCAGCUGCAAGGCUUUAAUGCUUCGUGUUAUGUUGGCAACAACCUUUGUGGCCCUCCUGUCUCACAAAAUUGUAGUGUUGGUGAUGGCAAAAUUCCCAAAAACAAAAAUAAAGGAGAUGAUGAUAGUUCUGGACUGGACUGGUUCUAUGUUAGCAUGGCUAUAGGAUUUGAUGUGGGCUUUUGGGGGAUCUGUGGUUCUUUGUUUCUUGUGGAACCUUGGAGGAUUGCCUAUUUUAAGUUUUUGGAUAACAAGUGGAAAUCCUUUUUAGCAUGGGCACAUGCUCUAAGGACGACUUAA
Molecule: messenger RNA, 3207 nt
Organism: Ipomoea triloba (trilobed morning glory)
Lineage: Eukaryota; Viridiplantae; Streptophyta; Magnoliopsida; Solanales; Convolvulaceae
Product: receptor-like protein EIX2
Exons: 1
Coding region: 1-3207 (1068 amino acids)
Molecular function (GO): protein binding
Source: RefSeq, a predicted model, not a curated record